AUGGCUACCGGUACCCUAGCCUGGGAUCCUUUUGUUGGAGAGCACGUAGAUGCCGAUGCUAACUCUGAUGCGGCAGCCGACGAAAACCCCCCAACCUUUUACAUUGGACAUCAUGAGUCGGAGCGACCUUUACCUGUCACAGAUUUUGUUCUGCAACAGGCUGGAGAUGUUGGAUAUGACAUGCUCACAAGCCCCAUUACAAGUCCUCAUUUCCACUCGAGAGUCCUCACAUUGAUCUCGAAUCACCUCGCGGAAAUAUCAACGAUUGAUUCAAGCGAUGCGCCAAAUAAAGCCACCCCUCCAGCUCCCAUCAUUCCACCACUCAAUCCUGUCGAUACACCAUUGACUCCCUCCGAUACAGUCUCGCAGCUCAUCGCAUAUUCUAGUCCUUGGAUAGAUCUAUGCUCACCCGAUCCGCUAAUCGCAAACAUUUCUCGUCAAGUUUUGAAUAUCGAAAUUGCAUAUGCGUCUUUCUGCGGAGUGGGCAAUGUUAUUAUACCAGGUCCAAGAACGUACAAUGGUGGGUCAGGAGACAACAGUGGACUUGCUCAAUAUGCUCGUGCUAUUCAGGAAGCUCUCGCAAUUGCCAGCUAUAUCAACAUUGCUAUUCAUAUUCCUAUGUAUGGGACCGAAGAUCAAAAAGAGAUGACUGGUGAUCUUUUGCCAUUCUCAAGAUACCAAGAAACACCAGAUGCCUCAAAGGGCGAAAGAGAAAUCGAUUUGUAUGAGAAUUGGGAUGCUUGGAAUUUGAUCCGGGAUGUAUCAUUGGCACUUCCCCGACAACUUCCAAUUGAUUCAGUUCAAUCUCGUUGGUUUGCCGAGCCCCUGAAAUUAUUGACUUUCACUCAAUCAACAUUCUUGAAGAACAAGGGUGGACAUCCAGUUUUGGGCAAGGCUCACCAGAAUUUGGUCACCCGAUAUAUGAAGCUCAAGAACGCUCCAUGGCUAUUAUUAUGUGAUGUGGGACCAAUUCCCGGCUUAGAUGACCCAAGUCAGCAAAUCUCAGUGGCAGAUGGGUAUGCAUCACCAAGUAUUGUUCAAGAUGCGCCUUCUCCAACCCCAGCCGAAGCAGAACAAGCUAGAAGGAAUAGCACUAAACCACAAACGAAAUCAAAGGACGUUGCAGCUCAUUUGGUAUAUUUGAGAUAUCUCCAGAGAAACCAACCGGAACGAACUCCUAUUGAGAAGUUUGGUUCAGGCUAUCAAGAUUAUUUGCAGGCACCUCUUCAACCAUUAACUGACAAUCUUGAAUCUGUUACAUAUGAGGUAUUUGAGAAAGAUCCCGUCAAAUAUGAUUGGUACGAACGAGCUAUAGAACGAGCACUUUCCGAUUGGGCCGUACAAGAAAAGCCUACAUCGAGUCUUAGCGGUGCUGUUGUUAUAGCAGUAGCUGGGUCUGGACGCGGACCUUUAGUUUCUCGAGCUCUAAAGGCAAGUAAAACGACUGGAGUUCCAGUUGAAGUAUGGGCGGUAGAAAAGAACCCAAAUGCUUAUGUUCUCCUCCAACGACAUAACGAAAACAAAUGGAAUGGGGUAGUCAAUGUUGUCAAGACCGAUAUGCGCGCAUGGAAAGGACCAUUAAGAAAUGCAGCUGGACCCAUAGGCCAAGCCGUAACAACCUCUAUAACAACACCAGCUACAACCUAUGGUAAAGUCGACAUACUCGUUUCUGAACUCCUUGGUUCUUUCGCAGAUAAUGAAUUAUCACCCGAAUGUAUCGAUGGAGUUCAGCACGUAUUAGCACCCGAAUUCGGUAUCUCGAUACCCGCCUCAUACACCGCACAUCUUACCCCUAUCCUCGCACCUCGUCUCCAUGCCGAUAUCUCCAACCGAUUCUCAUCAGACGAAUCCGCUUCAAAUACCCCCUACGUCGUCAUGUUCCACGCCAUCGACUUCCUCGCCGUCUCAGUUCCAGGGCAUCCUCAAAUCCAACAAGCAUGGGAAUUCUCGCAUCCUUUGCCGGUAAACACACUACACAUCGCUGAAGCCCGUCGAGGCGGUGGUGUUAGUGGAGGAGGUGGUGGAAGUAUGUCUGGAGGCGAUGGUGCCAAUGAACAUAAUACCCGUUACGCACGUCUUAAGUUCGUAUGUAAAGACCGGGGCGUGGUGAAUGGACUUGCGGGAUAUUUCGAAGCGAUGCUAUAUGAGGGUGGUGGAAACCCGGACAACAAAGUCGAAUUGAGUACGCGUCCUGAUACUAUCGAUGCGAAGAGUAAAGAUAUGAUAUCGUGGUUCCCGAUUUUCUUUCCUUUGAAGUCACCUCUCUAUAUCCCAGAUGAUAGCGAGCUGGAAGUUAGUAUGUGGAGACAAACUGAUGAUAGGAAAGUAUGGUAUGAAUGGCUUGUUGAAGCUUUCGUCAUGGUGGGACCUAAUAAGCGUUUGAGAGUGGGUAUGAGUGAGGUCGGUAGUAGUAGACAGAUUGGCUGUCUUAUGUAG
Messenger RNA from Sclerotinia sclerotiorum 1980 UF-70, 2436 nucleotides. RefSeq lists its product as hypothetical. The transcript has 4 exons. Bases 1 to 2436 code for a protein of 811 amino acids. The record is from RefSeq and is a predicted model, not a curated record. Gene Ontology annotation, biological process: peptidyl-arginine N-methylation; regulation of DNA-templated transcription. Gene Ontology annotation, cellular component: cytosol; nucleus. Lineage: Eukaryota; Fungi; Ascomycota; Leotiomycetes; Helotiales; Sclerotiniaceae.